CUAUGGAGAGUGGAAUCGACAGGCGAAGAACGGAAGGUGUCCUACCUGAGCACACUAGUGAAACAUACACAAGCCGUCAAUGUCGUUCGGUUCAGUCCAAAAGGCGAGAUGCUGGCAUCUGCUGGAGACGACGGUAACGUACUCCUCUGGGUACCGUCGGAGCUGCAGACCCAGGCUCCACUGGGAGAGGAUCGGUCGGAUGAUAAAGAAACAUGGAGGGUGAAGCAUAUGUGCCGCUCAUCUGGAGCUGAAAUUUAUGACCUUGCGUGGUCCCCAGACGGCGUCUUCAUCAUUACAGGGAGCAUGGACAAUAUUGCGCGGAUAUAUAAUGCCCAAACAGGACAAAUGGUCCGCCAGAUUGCGGAGCAUUCGCACUAUGUUCAAGGAGUAGCCUGGGAUCCCCUCAACGAAUUCGUGGCUACGCAAUCAUCGGACAGAUCUGUACACAUCUAUAGCCUGAAGACAAAGGAUGGCCAGUUCACACUUACUUCUCAUGGCAAGUUUUUGAAGAUGGACUUGCCAGCCAAGCGUAUCUCAGCCAGCAGUCCCGCACCCCAGGAUACCUCUGUCCGGUCGCAGCCGGUGACUGCUAAUGCUGCUGCAAUCACUUCUCCGGCGCCGUCGACUCCGGGCACGCCAAUGGCUAACCUGCCAAUGGACCCUCCACCCGUAUCCCAUAGUCGCAGGUCGUCAUUUGGUUCCUCCCCAUCGAUCCGCCGCUCUGCGUCCCCGGCGCCAUCUCUACCAUUGCCAGCGGUGAAGCCUCUGGAAGUGCCGUCACCGGGGCUCCUAGGUGGACUGGGUGUCAAGAAUGCUAAUAUCUAUGCCAACGAAACUUUUACGUCCUUUUUUAGGCGAUUGACUUUCGCCCCUGAUGGCAGCUUGCUGUUUACACCGGCGGGUCAGUACAAGACUUCACAUAUGUCUGCGACAGAUCCCACCAAAGCUACAGACGAGAUCAUCAAUACCGUCUACGUUUAUACUCGGGCAGGUUUCAACAAACCCCCAGUAUCCCACCUGCCAGGCCACAAGAAGCCUUCUGUUGCGGUGAAGUGCUCUCCCAUCUUCUAUACAUUGCGACAGGCCCCCCAACCGGCUCGUCAUAUUACUUUGGAUACUUCUUCUGGAGAGGAAGCAUUUGCCUCUCUUCCUGAUCCUGUAGUUAAUUCGACCACUGACCGUCCAUCUAUGGAGCCUCCAACAUCGGCACAUAACGCGGGUGACGCGGCAAAGAUCAACCACACCUCAAAGGAUGAGAGCCCUUCCACCACUCCAGCACCAAUGCCUGUUUUCGCCUUACCAUACCGAAUCGUAUAUGCUGUGGCCACUCAGGACUCCGUCUUGGUGUAUGAUACUCAGCAACAGGCUCCGAUAUGCGUAGUCAGCAAUUUACACUUCGCAACCUUUACUGACUUGACAUGGUCGAAUGAUGGUUUGACGUUGAUAAUGAGCUCAUCGGAUGGCUUCUGUUCUACUCUUACGUUUGCACCGGGAGAGUUGGGUCAGCCCUAUACUGCUCCAGUGUCAACCGCUCACCAGACUUCAACUUCUGGCGUACAGUCCACAGGUCAUGCACCAAACUCGGCGAAACCAAGCCCGGGAAUGGCCCCAGGCAACGCAACUCCAAUACCUCCAAUGCCUCCGGCAAGCCCUGCGCGGUCUAAUUCUGUAUCGUCGAUUGCUACGCAAUCUACUGCUACGCAGCAAGCCACGGGAUCUGUUGUCAAUAACCCGACACCGACACUCGGAUCUGUGCCGUUAGUCACAGCAACGCAUUCGUCACAACCACCAACUCUGCCACUUACUACGCCGCCGCAGACACCGAUGUCGACCGUCUCUCAGAGCGGGACAAGCACUGUCAACAGUGUUCUAGGCAAGCGAGCCAGCGAGUCUGAAAAAGAGGAAACUAAGGAUCAGGAUUCUGUUCCACAAGUACAACAGCCGAAGAAAAGACGAGUAGCACCGACUCUCGUUUCUACCGGUCACGGCCCCUCGUCUUCGAAAGAUGGUCUCCAGAAUACCGACGGUGGCGGCUAAUGUUCCUUGUUCCACCGAGCUUCAUAAAAAACCUUCCCAGACGGAUGUAUAAAACUCUGUUCUCUUGCCUACUGAGUCGACUGCGGAUGGCUCGAGUGCUUAUGAUAUUUUUGUUAUGAGUAAUGUGUCCUUUUUUCCUCCGCCCACAAGACUCCGCAUCAUGUUUACGUCCUGUGGGAUUUACCUACCGUGUUCUGGGAUCUUGGUAGAGUUUAAUAGUCAUGCAUCUGCCCACUGUUGGCGCUUCACACUUUUUUCUUCUGUUAUUCCUUCUAUUAUUGUUAUCCAAUCGGCACUCCUCGGGAUACCUCUUUGCGGUCUUUUGAACCUCUUCCCGUCGAAUGAGCUUGCAGUAUUUGGGCAUGAGGUCGAAUUUAUUGGUGUUAUUAUUCUACGGCUGCCCUUUUUCUUGGGCCUUGCGCUUCAUGCUCCGAUUGCCCUUUCGUGUGCAAGAAGAAUAUCGCGUCGGUUGGUGGUGAAUGAUAGGCUUUUAUGAUUGUUAUCUGAGCAGCCAUCUCGAUGAUUACCUUGUGUAGGUUAGGUGAUAUUUAUUGGGAGCAGAAUAUUGUUCAUGACGGCUACUUUGUUUUGAUAUCCGAUAUUUCAUGUCAUAUCAUAUUUACGUUGAUGUACAGCUUAAUCCAGUAAGAAUUUGAAAAAAAAA
This is a messenger RNA of Aspergillus caelatus, 2701 nucleotides long. Its product is annotated as putative chromatin assembly factor 1 subunit B. Gene Ontology annotation, biological process: nucleosome assembly; DNA replication-dependent chromatin assembly. Gene Ontology annotation, cellular component: nucleus; CAF-1 complex. Gene Ontology annotation, molecular function: protein binding. Lineage: Eukaryota; Fungi; Ascomycota; Eurotiomycetes; Eurotiales; Aspergillaceae. The annotation marks the transcript as partial. The transcript is spliced from 4 exons. The record is from RefSeq and is a predicted model, not a curated record.